AUACGCCCAUCUCCAGAACCUUCUAUAAACCCCUCCCGAGAACCCCCUACUAAAACCCUAGAAACCUCCUCCACCACCAACACUUCUCUAUCUAUCCGUGUUGUGAGUCUGUGACCCCCUAAAAGAUCUCUGCUUUCGCUGGUUCUCGCCAUCAUGCAUAAGCUCUCGAGGCGUUACGUCUCCGCUAUAGUGCGCAACGGCGAUGCACGGUACAGAAAUGCCGUGGCUACAUUUUCUUCACACAAUCGCUUAAACGAAUCGGCUGGUAAAAGUAAAAGUAAGACUGAAAACAGAUGGUACUCGGGGUUGGGUGCUGGGAGAUGCAACGUGACUGUAGCUACAAAGCCAUAUAACAUGAGAAAUGGGCUAUUCCUUGGCAACCGAUAUGAGUCAACUGCUGCAGCAUCUGAUACAUCAGAUCCGCCAGCUGAGAAGUUUGAGUAUCAAGCAGAGGUUAGUCGUCUUAUGGACCUCAUUGUUAACAGCUUAUACAGCAACAAAGAGGUGUUUCUUAGGGAGCUUAUCAGCAAUGCAAGUGAUGCCUUGGACAAGCUGCGAUUUCUUAGUGUUACAGAGCCUGAGCUUUUGAAGGAUUCAGUUGAUCUUGAUAUCCGUAUCCAAACUGAUAAAGAUAAUGGGGUUAUUACUAUCAUGGAUUCUGGCAUUGGUAUGACACGUCAUGAACUUGUUGACUGUCUUGGAACUAUUGCACAAAGUGGAACUGCGAAGUUCUUAAAAACAUUGAAGGAUAGCAAGGAUGCUGGUGCUGACAGCAAUUUAAUUGGUCAAUUUGGUGUGGGCUUUUAUUCAGCUUUCCUAGUUUCUGAUCGGGUGGUUGUUUCGACAAAGAGCCCGAAGUCUGAUAGGCAAUACGUUUGGGAAGGAGAGGUGAACUCAAGUUCAUAUACGAUCCGGGAGGAGACUGAUCCUGAGAAGCUUAUUCCGAGAGGGACCCGCCUCACAUUAUAUCUUAAGCGUGAUGACAAAGGUUUUGCACAUCCGGAAAGAGUUGAAAAGCUUGUGAAGAACUAUUCGCAGUUUGUUUCAUUCCCAAUUUACACCUGGCAGGAAAAGGGAUAUACCAAAGAGGUUGAGGUUGACGAGGAUCCAUCUGAGGCCAAGAAGGAUGAACAAGAUGAGAACACUCAGAAGAAGAAGAAAACUAAGAAAGUUGUUGAGAAAUACUGGGAGUGGGAACUCACUAAUGAGACCCAGCCAAUAUGGCUACGGAACCCUAAGGAAGUCACCACAGAAGAAUAUAAUGAGUUCUACAAGAAGACUUUCAACGAGUACUUGGAUCCUUUAGCAUCUUCACACUUUACAACAGAGGGUGAGGUGGAGUUCAGGUCUAUACUCUAUGUUCCAUCCCUGGCUCCCAUGGGAAGGGAUGAAUUAGUCAAUCCCAAGACAAAGAAUAUAAGGCUCUAUGCUAAGCGGGUGUUCAUUUCAGAUGAUUUUGAUGGAGAAUUGUUCCCAAGAUAUCUGAGCUUCGUCAAGGGUGUUGUUGACUCAAAUGACCUUCCCCUCAAUGUGUCCCGUGAAAUUCUCCAGGAAAGCCGUAUUGUACGGAUUAUGAGGAAGCGUUUGGUUCGAAAGGCCUUUGACAUGAUUCUGGGCAUAUCCAUGAGUGACAACAAAGAUGAUUAUGAGAAGUUCUGGGAGAAUUUUGGCAAAUUUUUAAAAUUAGGCUGCAUUGAAGAUCGUGAAAACCACAAGCGUCUUGCUCCACUGCUCCGAUUUUUCUCCUCACAGAGCGAGGAUGAGAUGAUCAGCUUGGAUGAAUAUGUUCAGCAUAUGAAACCUGAGCAGAAGGAUAUUUAUUACAUUGCUGCUGACAAUGUGACUAGCGCAAAGAACACACCUUUUCUGGAAAAACUUCUUGAAAAGGAACUUGAAGUACUGUUCUUAGUUGAUUCUAUUGAUGAGGUUGCCAUCCAGAGCCUGAAAUCAUACCAAGAGAAGAAUUUUGUUGAUAUUAGCAAGGAGGACCUGGAUCUAGGUGAUAAGAACGAAGAGAAGGAAAAAGAAAUGAAGCAAGAGUUUGGCCAAGCUUGUGAUUGGAUUAAGAAGCGGUUGGGUGACAAAGUUGCCAGCGUUCAAAUCUCAAAUCGUCUGAGCACAUCACCUUGUGUUCUUGCAUCUGGGAGGUUUGGUUGGUCUGCCAAUAUGGAGAGGCUGAUGAAGGCACAAACUGUUGGUGAUACCUCUAGUAUGGACUACAUGAGAAGCAGGAGGGUGUUUGAGAUCAAUCCUGAACACCCUGUCAUUAGAACUUUGAAUGACGCAUGCAAGAGUAGCCCAAAUGAUGAAGAAGCCUUGAGAGUUAUUGAUCUUUUGUAUGACACGGCUUUAAUUUCCAGUGGUUUCACUCCUGAGAGUCCAGCACAGCUUGGUAGGAAGAUUUAUGAGAUGAUGGGUAUGGCUCUUUCCGGCAAGUGGGCCGAACCUACUGUCGACAUUCAACAGCAAGCAACACAAGUGCACAGCCAAGAAACACUAGAAGCUGAGGUGGUGGAGUCAGCUGAAUCCGGUGGUCAGAAAUGAGAAGCCAUUUUUAAAGUUUUCAUGUUUUUGUAUAAAUCUAGUACAGUCAACUAGUAUUCCAUGCGUGCAUAACCCGGAAAUUGGAGGGUACAUUUAAGAAGAUCUAAACUGUAUGGGAAUUCAUGUUCUAUUUUGCGGUUAUAUGAUAAUAUCUAUUUUAUUAUCUAAA
Cornus florida is the source of this 2713-nucleotide messenger RNA. RefSeq names its product heat shock protein 90-6, mitochondrial. Gene Ontology annotation, cellular component: protein-containing complex; plasma membrane; perinuclear region of cytoplasm. Lineage: Eukaryota; Viridiplantae; Streptophyta; Magnoliopsida; Cornales; Cornaceae. The coding region runs from base 154 to 2544 and encodes 796 amino acids. The transcript is spliced from 20 exons. Gene Ontology annotation, molecular function: ATP-dependent protein folding chaperone; ATP binding; ATP hydrolysis activity. The record is from RefSeq and is a predicted model, not a curated record. Gene Ontology annotation, biological process: protein stabilization; protein folding; cellular response to heat.